Molecule: messenger RNA, 756 nt
Organism: Exophiala viscosa
Lineage: Eukaryota; Fungi; Ascomycota; Eurotiomycetes; Chaetothyriales; Herpotrichiellaceae
Exons: 1
Coding region: 1-756 (251 amino acids)
Source: RefSeq, a predicted model, not a curated record
AUGUGCCAGCUGUUCAUCCCGAUUUGCCCGCUCGUCCUACACUCCUCGACCUACCCUCAUGAUCCCAAUGUGCACGACGUCCAACUAAAACCCGCCGCGGACGCCAAGUUACUUCUCGUAUACUUGACGAAACAGCCCGACAUGGGACUUCUGAGCUCCGAAGUUCUGAAUCAGGCGAGAAUGAAGCCCAAAGCCUGGGAGAAAGCAAAGCUAUACAAUCGCACAACCUGGCACACAUGUUCUUGCUUCUUCAAGAGCGUGUCCAUCCUUCAUCCUGCUCAGGGUCACAGCAAGCCAGCCAUGCGUCCAUCUCUUCCCACUUGUGAAGGAUGUUCUAAAGCCGCAGAACUUCUUCGCCCCUGUAGACUGGGCGGCCUAGCCGUUCCACGAUUUGUGACCUCUCCAUUUUAUGAGCGUUGCACCUUUUCACCAGUGAAAGGCGUCCUCGAGAGGGGUCGGCACCAUACUGAACGCUUCGGAUAUCUGGCUCCAUUGACCGGCCGACAGUAUGGCAGUCAAACCCAGAUGAGAUCUGGACUGCCAGAUGGAUUUAUAGGCGAUGCGUCAACUCAGAGACAAAGGGUUAGAGACGAGUACCACGAUCGGUCAUUGAAUUCGCGACCCACCCAAAAUGACGGUCGCCGAGAGACUACUCGUCCAUUCCUACCUCAGACCAGUAAUUUCCAACACGAUCUGGACUCGUACUUGGCUGAGACGUAUGGAAAAACCGGGAAGGAAGACAGGAAGACACUUUGA